This is a messenger RNA of Drosophila elegans, 587 nucleotides long. Its product is annotated as myotrophin. Gene Ontology annotation, cellular component: cytoplasm; nucleus. Lineage: Eukaryota; Metazoa; Arthropoda; Insecta; Diptera; Drosophilidae. The transcript has a single exon. Gene Ontology annotation, molecular function: protein binding. The coding region runs from base 97 to 471 and encodes 124 amino acids. Gene Ontology annotation, biological process: regulation of barbed-end actin filament capping. The record is from RefSeq and is a predicted model, not a curated record.
UUUGACUCCAUUAAAUCUUAAAUCAAAUCAGCUGGUUUGACUGAAACACAUCACAUUGAAAUACUGGAUCAUACGCAUUUUAGGACUUUCAUUGAAAUGGACAGCAGUCGCAAUAUUGAGGAUAUCAUUUGGACAAUUAAGCACGGGGAGUACGAUGAGGUGGAGCGCGUUUUCCUGGCCGGAUCGCAUAAUGUGAACGACCAGAUGGGCGUCCGGUACCCGCUGCACUACGCCGCCGACUUUGGCCAACUCAAGCUGCUGAAGUUCUUCGUGAGGAUCGGGGCGGAGGUGGACCGGAAGGACCAGUAUGGGGUCACUCCGCUCCUGGCGGCCAUUUGGGAGGGCCACACGCGCUGCGUCGAGUUCCUGCUCCGGAUGGGCGCCAGUCGGUCGGAGCGAACGCCCCAAGGACAAAGCUACUUGGAGGCUGCCGAGCAGGAGGACAUUCGACGGCUCCUGGCGCGGGAGUAAAAUCCUCGGGGACUCUAAUUGAUCACUUUUAGUUUUGUAAAUUCAUAGUUCGCCAUAUGGAGAUAUUUUCGUUUUUUUGGUUUGUCAGAAAGAAAACUAGCUGGUUGUAAACGGUG